UUUAUUUGUCGCGCUUUGCAUGGCGGGUUUCUGACACUUGCGUUACGUAGCGUAUGAUAACCUAUUAUUCAUCAUUUUAUUUCUCCCGUAAACGUGGUCAUAGUUUUUGGUCAUGAUCAGUCGAACUAAUUUCGGCGUUAAAAUUCAAAGCUGAGCGGAUUUUUAUAUAUGAAUGCUGUCGUGGAAAAGAGGAUGGUUCAUAAUCCGACUGAUGAUAUUGAUCUAAAAGUGUCAACACUUGAUCCAGAUAUACAAAUUGGAGAAGUAUAUAAAGUUUUACGAUCUACUGGUCAAUACUAUCCUGCCGCUGUAAUUGAAGGUCGUAUAGAUGGUAAUGGGAAUAAAGAAUAUUAUGUUCAUUAUUGCAAUCACGACCGUAGAUUAGAUGAAUGGGUUACAUCUGAACGAAUUGACUGUUCUGCAAAGCUUAAAAUUUCAUGCGAGUCGUCUCUUAACCAGUUAACAGAUUCUGCUGGGUGUGAUGUCCGAUUCACCAGAAAUCAGAAACGAAAGUUGGAAGAAACUUCCAAAGUUCUUCAAGAAAGUGACUCUUUAGACUCUACUACGCAAAAAUUGGAGCUUGAAUAUCAAGAAUUUACUCGAGUAAAAUUUAUUGAUCAGAUACAAUUUGGCAAGUACGAAAUUGACACAUGGUAUUUUUCACCUUAUCCCGAAGAAUUUAGACAAGUGAAAAAGUUAUGGAUAUGUGAAUAUUGUUUAAAAUAUAUGAAGUAUUCAGAAACAUGGUUAAACCAUAUAAAAUAUGAUUGUAAAGCAAAACGACCUCCUGGUAAAGAAAUAUACAAUCAUGGAAAUCUAUGCGUUUUUGAAUUAGAUGGCAAUAUACAAAAGCUUUACUGUCAAAAUCUAUGUUUGUUGGCCAAAUUGUUUCUAGAUCAUAAAACACUUUAUUAUAAUGUCUCACCAUUUAUAUUCUAUGUUCUAUGUGAGAUAGACAAUGAUGGAGUACACCUUGUUGGUUAUUUUUCCAAGGAAAAAGUAUCUGCUGAUAAUUAUAAUCUUGCAUGUAUCUUAACUUUACCACCAUUUCAACGUCGUGGAUAUGGUCAUUUCUUAAUUAGUCUCAGUUAUGAAUUAGCUAAAAUUGAACAAAUUGUUGGUACACCAGAGAAACCUCUCUCCGAUUUAGGUCGUUUAAGUUAUCGUAGUUAUUGGGAAAAGGUUAUAUUGAAUUUUCUAUUAGAAAAUCCUAAUUGUACAAUGAAUGAAUUAAGUUUUUUAAUUGAUACUAUACAUUCACUUGAUCCAAAUAAGAAGCAAACAAGGAAGUAAUAUUCCGAACAACCAAAACCACAGGACAUUCAGUAAUAAAAAGAUGGGUUUCGCAUAGUAUUCACAGAAGAAUCUUCCAUAUUCUUGAUUUACCCUGUCCACCAGCACUGAUGAAAAUGAACCAACCAAAAUAUCCAGAUCUGAGCAUGUAAUUGUGGAGUUUUUGUUCUCUCUUGUUUCACUAACCUUAUUAUGUGUUUUGAUAGAGUUAGUUAAUGAGAAACCAUGGAUCUAAGUUUUGUGCCAGUUGGCACUUGUCAGUUUGAAUUACGUGGAAUCUUGAGAGAAAUAGUGCUCCUUAUGGGAUUCAAACUUGUGUCAUUAUACCUACAGACUAAAUAACUUUUCUCUGCUCACGUGUUAUGAGGUAGAAAUAAAUAUUAAUUAAUUAAACUCUUCAGAUUUUUUGCACAACAUGAACCUGUUUCAUUUGAUAAACAGUUGAGAGAAUAUAAGGAAGCACUUAGGAGAUGUUUCAUGCUAGUCUCAUACUCUUCAGCAUUGGUAUUCGAUCAGAGAUCUUCCCUAGGUUUGGCGGCGGAGAGAUAAUCUUUAGAUCAUCGCGUCACAAUCUAAUGAUUCCAGCUUCCAAGUGUAGUUAGUUAGAUUUCUACACACCUUUUUGUAGGCUACGUUCCGGAGUGUGCACACCCAAAUUUUCCACCAACGAUCGUCCUCAUACUAAGACGAGACAGCUGUUUGAUGAAUAACACCUAGUUUUUAUUGAUAAUCACUUUCUGAUCCAAUCCCACUAAACCUAUUUUGGUUUAGUUAAACGGUUAGUAUCAUUAGCUCUCACACUUAGAUUGUGGCUCUUAUUCAAGUCUCUGACGAGUGAACCUGUUUUAUAUUAUUGCGAAUCAUUCUCAUAAAACAGCUAGCCAAUACUCUUUAGCUUUCAAUGAAUUGUUACCUUAAAUGAAACCAGUCUAUGUUAAAAUACAAUCCAUUAGUCACAAACUUUCUUUAUGUAAACAUUUGCUAUCAGUUCUUAUUUCAUAUGUUCAUUUUACAUUUUAGUACAAAAACAUGUAUUGCCAU
Schistosoma mattheei is the source of this 2334-nucleotide messenger RNA. NCBI's taxonomy places the organism in Eukaryota, Metazoa, Platyhelminthes, Trematoda, Strigeidida, Schistosomatidae. The record is from the annotation of a GenBank genome assembly.